AUGAACGUUGAGGACAGCAUGUCUUGGGGCUGUGUCUGUGUACCGAAAACAAAGAAGCAGCAGCAGCAGCAACAGCAGCAAAUGAAGCAGAAGCCGGGGAAGCAGCAGGCUGCGCAGCAGCAGCAGCUGCCGAAGGUGAAGAAGCAACGAGAGAAGCAGCAGCAGCAGCAGCAGCAGCAGAAACGACAGAAACAGCAGCAGCAUAAGGACCCUCUAAAGCAGGAAAAGCAGCCGAAGCAGAGCAAAAAGCAGCAGCAGCAACAGCAGCAGCAGAAGCAGAAGAAGCAGCAGCAGGGAGACGAGAUACACCAAGGGGAGGCGAAGAAUCAGCAAAAGCAGCAAAAGAAGAAGCAGCAGCAGCAAGCCAAGCAGCAGCAGCAGCAGCCUCAUCAGAAGGCAGACAAAAUACCGAAGCAGCGGAAGCAGCAGCAGCAGCAGCAGCAGCAGCAGCAGACAAAGAAAGAAAAGAAGGAGAAGAAGCAGCAGCAGAAGCAGGCUCCCGAUCCGAAGGCCCAGCAGAAGCAGCAGCGAAAAAGAAAGCAGCAGCAGCAGCAGCAGCAGCAGGAACCAGCUGAGGGGGCCCCGCCUGUGAAGAAGCUCUGCAAGCCGAAGCAGGAGCAGCAGCAGCAAAAGAAGAGGAAGCAGCAGGGAUUAGAUGAUGGAUCUGCUAGCAAAAAGAAGCAGCAGCGUAAAGAAGAGCAGCAGCAGCAGCAGCAGCAGCAGAAGCAGCCGCUGCUGGCUUUGUCUGAGCUGCAGCAGCAACUGAGAUGUCUCAAGGGCCUUCGUUUCCUGCAGCCCCUGUCUCUUGCUGCAGCAGCACCAGCCCUGCUGCUGCAGCCGCUGCUACUUCCAACCCAGCAGCAGCAACAGCAGCAGCAGCAGCAAGGUGUGCAGCAGGGCUGCGAUGGGUCGGUAAAUAACAGCAACAGCAGCAGCAGCAGCAGCAGCAGCAGUUGCUGCAGCAACUGCAGCAGCAACGUUUCGUGGGUUGCUGCUGUCCCUCCUGCUGCACUUCCCAGCGAUUUCGGUUUUGCUGCUAUCUCAGUUGAGUUUGAGCAGCAGAAGCAGCAGCAGCAACAGCAGCAGCAGUUGCUGCUGCAGGAGGAGGAGCAGCCGCAGGAGCAGCAGCAACCACAGCAGCAGCAGCAGCAGCAGCAGCAGCAAGGGCAGCAGCUGCUGCUGAAAACUCCUGUGCUGCUGAUUGGGAGAGGGGCACGUGAUACUUGUGCACUCCUACCAGGAACUGCUGCAGACCUUGCUGCAUUUGUUGCCGCUCGCCAAGCGUGCCGCAGCAGCGGCAGCAGCAGCAGCAGCAGCAGCAACAACACCAACAGCAAUAACAAUAGAGACGCCUGCAAUACUGCAGGUGCAGCAGCAGCAACAGCAGCAGCAGCAGAAGCAGCAUUAGUUUCUCCUGAAGCAGCAGCAGCAGCAGCAAACUGCGUCUCUAAGCUGCUGCUGCCGCGGCAGUGCCGCAGCGUCUCUCGUCUGCAUGCGGCGCUUCACUACCAACCCGCUAGUGGCUGUUGGGUCGCCACAAAUUUUUCUACCCGUAGGGUUUUUGUUGCUGAGGGUUUCAGCAGCGCAGCAGAGCAGCAGCAGCUGCAGCAGCGAGAAGAAGCUAAUCCAGGGGAAGGGGUUGAGGCUGGCGGCUACGCUUUGAAUCUGCGGCAGCCGCGCUGCCUGUUGCCCUGGCGGCAGCGCGUUGUGCAGCAGCAGCAGGAGCAGCAGCAACAGCAGCAGAAGCAGCAACAGCAGCAGCAGCAGCAGCAGCAGCACAGCGAAGCUGUUGGCGGGUCUCCCUUAGAAUCGAACAGCAGUCAGGUUGAGGGAGCUUCUAUCGAGCGCAGCACUAGUAGCAGCAGCAGCAACAGCAGCACCAACAGCAGCAGCAGCAACGGCAGCAGCAGCAACGGCAGCAGCAGCAACAGCAGCAGCUGCUGCUACGACAGCAGCAGCUGCUUGCUGGGCCCCCGCGAGAUUCUGCAGCUGGCUAAGAAUGUGCAACUGAUUUGGAGGCUGCCGCUACCCAUUGCAGCUCAGCAAUCCUCUACGUUGAGGCGGUACGUGCGGGAAGUUGCGAAUGCUAAGCAGCAGCAACAGCAGCAGCAGAAGCACGUGCUGCUGCUGCAGCAGCACCAGCUGCAGCAGGCUUUGGCGCUCGACAAGAACAACGCGGAGCUGCAGCAGCAGCAGCAGCAGCUCGAGAUGAAGCAAGCAGAUGCGCAGCAACAGAGACAACAUAAAAAACAGCAGCAAAAGCUGAAGCAGCAGCAGCAACAGCAGCAGGAGCAGCAGCACGACCUCCAGCAACCCAAGCAGCAGCAGCAGCAGAUGGAUGAGCAGCAGCAGCAGCAGCAGACGGAUGAGCAGCAGCAGCAGCAGCCAGAUCAGCAGCAGCAGCAGCAGACGGAUGAGCAGCAGCAGCAGGAGGAUCAGCAGCAGCAGCUGGAGCAGCAGCAAGAACAGGAUGAGCAGCAAUAG
Messenger RNA from Eimeria acervulina, 2484 nucleotides. RefSeq lists its product as hypothetical. The record is from RefSeq and is a predicted model, not a curated record. Lineage: Eukaryota; Apicomplexa; Conoidasida; Eucoccidiorida; Eimeriidae. The transcript is spliced from 5 exons. The coding region runs from base 1 to 2484 and encodes 827 amino acids.